GCUGGGCGGCUGGGCGGCGGCGGCGCGCACUCGCGUAGACGGUCGUGGGCCAUGGUAGUGGUGGCAGCGGCGCCGAGCCCGGCCUCUGGGGCCCCCAAAGUACUGCUUCUGUCCGGCCAGCCCGCCGCCGCCGCCGCCGCCGGAGCCGCGGCCGGCCGGGCCCUGCCGCUCAUGGUGCCGGGUCAGAGAGGGGCCAGCCCCGAGGCGGCCGGUGGGGGGCCGCCCCAGGCGCGCAAGCGACAGCGCCUCACGCACCUGAGCCCGGAGGAGAAGGCGCUGAGGAGGAAACUGAAAAACAGAGUAGCAGCACAGACUGCCAGAGAUCGCAAGAAAGCUCGGAUGAGUGAGCUGGAACAGCAAGUGGUAGAUUUGGAAGAAGAGAACCAAAAACUUUUGCUAGAAAAUCAGCUUUUACGGGAGAAAACUCAUGGCCUUGUAAUUGAGAACCAGGAGUUAAGACUGCGCUUGGGGAUGGAUGCCCUGGUUACUGAAGAGGAGUCAGAGACCAAGGGGAAUGGAGUGAGGCCGGUGGCCGGGUCUGCUGAGUCCGCAGCACUCAGACUACGUGCAUCUGCAGCAGGUGCAGGCCCAGCUGUCACCCCCUCAGAACAUCUCCCCGUGGAUUCUGACAGCGUUGACUCUUCAGACUCUGAGUCUGAUAUCCUGUUGGGCAUUCUGGACAACUUGGACCCAGUCAUGUUCUUCAAAUGUCCUUCCCCAGAGUCUGCCAGCUUGGAGGAGCUGCCAGAGGUUUCUCCAGAAGGACCUAGUUCCUUACCAGCCUCCCUUUCUCUAUCAAUGGGGACGUCAUCAGCCAAGCUGGAAGCCAUUAAUGAACUAAUUCGCUUUGACCACGUAUAUACCAAGCCUCUAGUCUUAGAGAUGCCCUCUGAGACAGAAAGCCAAACUAAUGUGGUAGUGAAAAUUGAGGAAGCACCUCUCGGCCCCUCAGAGAAUGAUCACUCUGAAUUCAUUGUGUCGGUGAAGGAAGAACCUGUAGAAGAUGACUUCAUUCCAGAGCUGGGUAUCUCAAAUCUACUUUUAUCCAGCCACUGUCUGAAGCCAUCUUCCUGCCUGCUGGAUGCUUAUAGUGACUGUGGAUAUGAGGGCUCCCCUUCCCCAUUCAGUGACAUGUCCUCUCCACUUGGUGUGAACCAUUCUUGGGAGGACACCUUUGCCAGUGAACUCUUUCCCCAGCUGAUUAGUGUCUAAGGACUGUUGCCCUUGUCCUUGACUCUUAACACUGCCUGGAGGAGAGGAGAGAAGGCUAGCUGUGCUUUAUUCAAAAAGCCAAAGUAGAGGGCAUACAGUCCUAGAGAAUUCCUCUAAAGUAUUUGUCUAUUCAGACCUCAUAGAUGACUCCAAGUAUUGUCUUCUCAUAUCCAGCAGUCCAAGGUAUUCAGACAUAUUUACUAUAAGUUAGAGCUACAACUUUUGAGAUUGUACUUUUAAGGGCAGUAGUUUGCCCUGUGAUACUUAUGUAAGGGUCAUCUGACAGGUGUCUUAGACAGUGGAAUUUACGAAUGGCCUUUUAUCAGUUUUUCUUUCCCCUUCUCAAGCAUCACAGGCUUGCCUCCAAUUUUAGGUCCUUUAGUUUGCUUCUGCAAGCAGAGAAAACACCUAUCUGAAGGGGCUCCUUUUUCCUUAUGUACAGGUUCAAGUAAAGAUCAAGAAUCUUAUGAAAUUAUAGAAAUUUACUAUGUAAAUGCUUGAUGGAAUCUUUUUCUGCUACUGUAGCUUCUGGAAGGUGCUUUCUUCAUUUAUUUAAAACUACCCUUGCAAAUUAAAAAGUGCAAUGCA
Messenger RNA from Sciurus carolinensis (gray squirrel), 1800 nucleotides. RefSeq names its product X-box binding protein 1 (gene Xbp1). Gene Ontology annotation, molecular function: DNA-binding transcription factor activity, RNA polymerase II-specific; RNA polymerase II transcription regulatory region sequence-specific DNA binding. The record is from RefSeq and is a predicted model, not a curated record. Lineage: Eukaryota; Metazoa; Chordata; Mammalia; Rodentia; Sciuridae. Gene Ontology annotation, cellular component: nucleus.